AUGGCCUUGAAUGAUCCUACAGAAGCGAAUGUCAAUAGCGAUCUUGCUGAUAACGAGCAAGCUACUCAGAGAAAGAGAACUUUCCGUAAGUUCACCUACCGCGGUGUUGACCUUGAACAACUCUUGGACAUGUCCUCUGAACAAUUCAUGGAAUUGGUUCACUGCCGUGCUCGUAGAAGAUUCCAACGCGGUCUUAAGCGUAAGCCUAUGGGUCUCAUCAAGAAGCUCCGUGCUGCUAAGAAGAACGCUGCUCCCGGUGAAAAGCCUGACGUCGUCAAGACUCAUCUCCGUAACAUGAUCAUUGUUCCCGAAAUGAUUGGUUCCGUUAUUGGUAUCUACAACGGUAAGACUUUCAACCAAGUUGAAAUCAAGCCUGAAAUGACUGGUCACUACCUUGGUGAAUUCUCCAUCACCUACAAGCCUGUCAAGCACGGUCGUCCCGGUAUUGGUGCCACUCACUCUUCCAAGUUUGUUCCCCUCAAGUAA
This is a messenger RNA of Mycotypha africana, 486 nucleotides long. Its product is annotated as putative ribosomal protein S15. Gene Ontology annotation, molecular function: structural constituent of ribosome. The transcript has 4 exons. Gene Ontology annotation, biological process: ribosomal small subunit assembly; translation. The record is from RefSeq and is a predicted model, not a curated record. Lineage: Eukaryota; Fungi; Mucoromycota; Mucoromycetes; Mucorales; Mycotyphaceae. The coding region runs from base 1 to 486 and encodes 161 amino acids. Gene Ontology annotation, cellular component: cytosolic small ribosomal subunit; ribosome.